This is a messenger RNA of Salvelinus fontinalis (brook trout), 4852 nucleotides long. RefSeq names its product glycine receptor subunit alpha-3-like. Bases 402 to 1928 code for a protein of 508 amino acids. The transcript is spliced from 10 exons. The record is from RefSeq and is a predicted model, not a curated record. Gene Ontology annotation, molecular function: chloride channel activity; glycine binding; transmembrane signaling receptor activity. Gene Ontology annotation, biological process: nervous system process; regulation of membrane potential; signal transduction. Lineage: Eukaryota; Metazoa; Chordata; Actinopteri; Salmoniformes; Salmonidae. Gene Ontology annotation, cellular component: neuron projection; plasma membrane; synapse.
GCGUCUGGGGCGGGCUCUCUCUAUGCCCGGGUCUCCAAGACCGCUGAGAUGUCUGUGAAUGUGUCAAGAAUCUGUACAGCUGCCGAGCGCUACACCAAAUGACUGGUAUUCAUACUUUAGAGUCGCAUUUCAGAAUGUACUAUGCUUUCUUGUUGGUGUCGUUGCUAGGUCGGUAAAACCUGUCCAGUUAUGAGUAGUGAAGUCGAUUAGUAUUAUGUGGGAUUCCGAAACUGUUAUGCGUUUGCGUUUACCGUGCGCCACGAGCCUGCCGCGUGUUGAAUUGAGUCGACAUCAGUUGGAGCACUGUCCACGGUGCUGAAAGUCAAGAGUCUUACCCUAAGUGGCGAACAGAGGCAGCUGAGGCGUUCCCGGGUAUAUGUAUAUGCAACUCAAAUCUUGAGAUGACGCGGAAAAGGCUACAAUCUGUAGCUGUAUGGGGAUUCUUCGCGUGGGAAAUAGCUGUGUUGCUAAGUCUGGUGGCGUCUAAAGAGCCAGAGAGUCCUCGGGGGAGAGCAGUGCAUCCUCCGUCACCCUCUGACUUCUUGGACAAACUCAUGGGGAGAACCUCAGGCUACGACGCCAGAAUUAGGCCCUACUUUAAAGGUCCUCCUGUGAACGUAUCAUGCAACAUAUUCAUCAACAGCUUUGGCUCCAUAGCUGAGACUACAAUGGACUACAGAGUGAACAUCUUCCUCCGUCAAAAGUGGAACGACCCCAGGUUAGCGUACACAGAGUACCCUGACGGUUCUCUGGACCUGGACCCCUCUAUGUUGGACUCUAUCUGGAAACCUGACUUGUUCUUCGCCAACGAGAAAGGAGCCCAUUUCCACGAAGUCACCACAGACAACAAGCUGUUAAGAAUAUUCAAGAACGGCAACGUCCUCUAUUCUAUACGAUUGACAUUAACCCUUUCCUGUCCGAUGGACCUGAAGAACUUCCCCAUGGACGUGCAGACGUGUAUCAUGCAGCUAGAGAGCUUUGGCUACACAAUGAAUGACCUGAUCUUUGAGUGGCAGGAGAAUGGACCAGUCCAGGUAGCUGAUGGGCUGACCCUCCCACAGUUCAUAAUGAAGGACGAGACGGAUCUGAGAUACUGCACCAAGCACUAUAACACAGGGAAGUUCACGUGCAUCGAGGUGCGUUUCCACCUGGAGAGACAGAUGGGUUACUACCUGAUCCAGAUGUACAUCCCCUCUCUCCUCAUCGUCAUCCUCUCCUGGGUCUCCUUCUGGAUCAACAUGGACGCCGCGCCCGCCAGGGUGGCACUGGGCAUCACCACUGUGCUCACCAUGACCACCCAGAGCUCCGGUUCUAGAACGUCUCUGCCUAAGGUGUCCUAUGUGAAGGCCAUCGACAUCUGGAUGGCGGUGUGUCUGCUCUUCGUAUUCUCCGCUCUGCUCGAGUACGCCGCCGUCAACUUUGUCUCCAGGCAACACAAGGAACUCUUAAGACUCCGCCCGCGGAGAACGAAGAAGAAGAAUGGUGAUGAGGAUCACUCCAUUGAUCUCAAUGAGCUGGCUGAGUCAUUGAGACGCUUUAAUGGUUUGAGAAACAACGAUAUGCCCAUAUAUGGAUCUAUGGGCCACAUCUACAAUUCCUCUGACAGGGACGACGAUGUGAGGGAGAGCCGCCUCAGCUUCACCACCACGACCGGCAGUGGCGGCACUGCGGUCAAGGACGGCACCAUCCCCAAGGCCACCAACAACGCCACCACCACCCCGGGCGCCGCGGGGCCACAGCCCGCCCAGCCCCCUAAGAAGGACCCGGCCACCAAGAGCCACGAAGAGAUGAGAAAGCUGUUCAUCGACCGCGCCAAGAAGAUCGACACGGUAUCGCGGGCGGGUUUCCCCCUGGCCUUCCUGUUUUUUAACAUUUUCUACUGGGUCCUGUACAAGAUUCUCCGGGCUGAGGAUGUGCACAAGGACUAGUACAGAACACUACAGUACAGUAGGGUACAUUACAGUACAGUAGGGUACAUUACAGUACAGUACAGUAGGGUACAUUGCAGUACAGUACAGUAGGGUACAUUACAGUACAGUACAGUACAGUAGGGUACAGUACAGUACAGUACAGUAGGGUACAGUACAGUACAGUACAGUAGGGUACAGUACAAUGAAACAAGGGGAAAGAAGACCCCGGUCCCUCCUUACAAUGUGGGAACUGUUUGACAUUAACAUUUGGCAGUUCACCAACUACCUGGGGUUCCAAAACAAAGUCCUGCCAAGGUUUUAAAAAAGAGGAUUAAGGAGACGACUCGGGAGAUGAACUGAGUAUUUACAGAGCAGAGUUAUGCCCGUAUCGCCCACCGACAACAAGAGAGGACAGACUCCGUGCUCACUAUGCAACUGGAGACCAGUUUGGAGUAUCGGACGAGACCCACUUCACCACCCUACACAAUGUGCAGUCAAAACGGGAGCAAUGCUUUUAUUCACCUCUGCAAACCCUCUGUCACAAACACACACGCACACAGGACCUCCCAAACACUGUACCCACACUUGUGUCUUACAGCUUUACUGCCAAUGUUCUAUGUACAGUACAGUUUCCAUACAACACUGGUAAACAAGGAACAACUUCCAGUACACUCAAGUCCUUUGUAGAUUUUCCACCAGAUUAUAGUGCAUCUUUAGUAUAACCAUCAGAUGUUUGUUAUACUUCUCAGAAAUAAAAAGCUGCCACUUUGGCACAUUUCCAAGGUCACUAGUGUGGGUUAAAUGUCCCGCCCCUAGUGCUACUCAUCACGUACAGAAACGUCAUGAACCUCUCUGUGACUUUGUUGAGUGAUUCAACUCCCCAGGUCCACACUCAGCACAAACUCAACUAUGGUGUUAACAUGUUUUUUUCUCACCUUCAUUUCCUUAUUUCCACAAAAUGAUGAUUCACUCUUCACUGUUCCGUUCACUCGGUCAAAAAAAAACACUGCCGAAACACUCAAGUCAAACGGGGCCAAAAAUGUGAAAGCAUCAACCUUAAAUUACCUAGAAUCUCAACACAAUCUAACAAAGGAUCGACCAAAGAGGUAACCUACUGAGAAAAACUGAAAUAACAACAUGAAAAUAGAAUAUAAAAAGAGAGAUUUGAUACCGAUGUAGUCUCCAUGAGUCCCCACUGUGAAUUUGGAAGGCUGAGGAUAUCAUUAAAGUAACUACCGAGUGUUUUCAGAUUUCUAUUAAAUAUGACCUAUAAUUUCUUACAAUAGGAGUGGAAUUGUUUUCUUUGCUAAAUGUUUUAAUUAAGUAUGUUAAAAGAGCAGGUUUUCUGUCUUUGAAGGGUGUGGACGUAGCCCAACAACAGAAUGGUGUGGGCGUAUAAAAAUAUUGACUCAAGUAGACCGCUGAUUGGCCAGAUCAUUCUCCUCUAGACUGCUGAUUGGCCAGCUCAUCCUCCUCAGGGAGAUGACAUGUUCUAUGAGGAAAUGACAAGCAUUUUUUAAACGGUCUGUUUGAGGUACAAGUUUGAGGUGGGGUUUUGGAAGUGUUUUUUUCUCCAAUUUUAUGCUUUGUUCACAAAUACGAGUAUAGGACGAGUCAGCAACAUUAUUUGGAAAUUAGUUAACAGAAUAUUAACUUUUAAAGGGGAGAUUUUCACUGAGCAGUUACUUUAACAGUAUAUAGCCAUAAUACUAUACACAGCCUGAAUCAGGCCUUUCACUUCUUGGUUUACAACUUGCCUUUCAAUAUAAUCUUUAUUUUAUCCUUUUUUCUAUCAAAUGCUCACAAAUUACUAUUGCUCUGGUGUCACUGAGCAUAUCACUCAGAAACUGUGUUGGUAGCAGUACACAACCCUGGGGAGCACCAAUUAAGUUAUAACUGAUCUAGGUUCAGUAUCCAGAGUACCUAUAUUUGAAUAGUUACAUGUAUGGGAUAUAAGACUUUUAAAUGAAAGGAAUUCACACUCUCCAUAAGUUGGGGGGUAAAAGUGCAUGUUUAGAGAUGAAGAAAGAAUUUAGAAUAGAUUGUAAUUGUUAAGAUGAAGUAAAAUUUUAUUUAACUGUAUUUAAAAAUAAUUAUAGAAAUGAGAGGUUGUUUACUUUGUUGAUAUACUGAAAUUAUUAUCAACAACAGAGCUGUAUGAACAGACAAACUAUCGGAAUAUCGGACAAAUGGGCAAUGAUUCAGUCGUAUCAUAUUCUUGUGUUUGAUCAAACCUGAUGACACACAGAGACCAUAUAAAACUGCAGUGUAAAGACCUGACCUAAUUUUAAGAUGACUCACAAUGGAGAAGACAAUAAAAUAAACAUAUUUAUGGAUACAUCUAUGAAACGUGCAAUAUAUCAAUCUCCUCUCCUUUUUCUAGAUGGUUGACAGGUUCUUGUACUCCAAGACUGUUGUGAUGUUUUUUGAAAGAUAUUUAAAAAAUAUUUGGUAAGGCAUUUCCAGAAUUUUACACUAUUUAAAAACAACUACUGAUUAAAUCUAUGAAGAGAUACUGUGCCAUAUACUUUUGGUAAAAAUAUAUCUAUACUCCCACAUUCCUUAAUAAAGUGACAAAGCUUUCAUAUAGUUCUACAGAUUUUAAUACCACUUCUACAUAUUAGUAUUUGACACAGUUAUACACAAUGUGAAGGAUGAAUUAAUAUACGUUUCAUGUACAUUUCUAUUGCAGGUGUAUUUAAAAACUUUAUUUUGUACAAAAAUGACAGUAUUAUUAAAUGUUAGAUGCAUGAACUGAAUUCAAUGUCAAUAUAUUUAUUUUUGAACUUGUGUUUGACCUGUGUUUUAGUUGCUGCUGUGAUGAUGAGAACACAUGUGUUUUUUUUCCCAUUAUAAUGUACAUCUGUAAAUACUUUUCAUACAUCUAAUAAAGGUCCUUUGGAGAGUAAGAUAGAGAGAAAAAACUUACAUUUCUAAAUGAA